AUGGUUCCGCCCUUGUUCAUCGCCCAAGAGGCCUUGUGUUUUUACCCCAUCAGCACAAUAUAUGACUCAUGCCCUCGAUACCUUUUCUAUGCUCUACUCCUAGCUAGCUGUCUCACGCGCUGGACAGGAUGGUUGGCAGACGUGUUUCUGGGAGCUGCCGCGGCAUAUGCUGGCACGGCAGCAAUUGAAGCAUUCAUCUUGGUGUCAAGCGAUCGCAUAUCGCAAGAGCCCACCCUAGUCACUAUCCCAUUUGUGGCCGAGAACAGUACACUGUGGAGCAGUUUUCCACAGCUCGUCACACAGACAGACCAGAUUAUCCUGCAGCCCAGCGCACUUGAGCUGGAUGGUGAUGCCGUAAUGGCGAUAGUAGUCACCGGCUAUCUCGUCUUUCUCCCAUUGCAAUGCUGGUCUCGCGUGUUGACACAGGAGCGGGCUCGAAACCUUCUGUUCUAUCUCUGGAAUAUCCUAAUGCUUGCGGGGUCCAUUUGCGCCCUGGUGUGCGCAGCUAAAAAUCGAGAAGUCCCGACCCAGUACAUGUUCUGUUACCCCGAUGUCCCACCAUACGAGUCUACGUCCAGCGAUGGGUGGGAGAACUUCUGGAGGACCUCAACGUGGAACAGCAGUGUUUGGGACACAUUCUCAAAUGUCACGAAAUGGGGCGAGAUCGGUGAUAUCUGCUACAAUCCGUGCUUCAAUACUAGCCAAAUUCUCCGACAGGCAACCACGUUGGAAUCCUGGGUCCUAGAGAGGGGAUCUGAAUCAUCGCAUGGAAAUCGCUUCUGGGAUAAACUCAUCUAUUCCAAUCGAUAUAUCUACAGCCUGAUUAUUCUGUGCUUCAUCCUGAAUAUUGUUCUUUUGACUUUCAAAUUCCUGCCUUACAGGUCGAGAAUUCCAUCUGCUCAGAUUGUGGUCAUUUGGAAAACAAGGAAGGAUAUUUGGAAGAGCUUCAAAGAUGAGUUUCAAGAAUCACUAUCGAUCCCAAGAAAUGGAAUCGAACCAAAAGAAACAUAUAACACGAAGAACUCGAAGUCUUGCUGGAAUGGUAUUCGACCGUUCUUCACUAUCCGCUUUCUCAGAGCAUUCCUUCGCAUCAUAGCGGACCUGGGUAUAUUGUUUGGUCUUUUAUUCAGUAUGAUUAUUAGCCCACUGACAAUCAUUGGUUUCGUGGCAUGGGUUGAAUGGUGGAUCCACAACGAUGGCCCGUCACAGGAAAACCCGCAACAGGUUGGCCAAUGGUCAUACUUGGUUUCAAUCGGACUACUGGUAAUAUCCGCCGCUAUCCUCACGCUAAAGUAUCGACUGGCUUCAACAGCGGAGUUGGAUAAUGAGAUAGAAACGCUAAGAGCACACCUUGAGAAGUUGGAGGAGAGACGAGAUGCUCGAAUGGAGGCACAGACAGCUUCAUUAACGGCAGAGAAUAGUCAAGACCCGUAA
Molecule: messenger RNA, 1434 nt
Organism: Penicillium longicatenatum
Lineage: Eukaryota; Fungi; Ascomycota; Eurotiomycetes; Eurotiales; Aspergillaceae
Exons: 1
Coding region: 1-1434 (477 amino acids)
Source: RefSeq, a predicted model, not a curated record